Molecule: messenger RNA, 4646 nt
Organism: Porites evermanni
Lineage: Eukaryota; Metazoa; Cnidaria; Anthozoa; Scleractinia; Poritidae
Source: the annotation of a GenBank genome assembly
AUGGUGUUAAGAGAUAUGGAUGUCAUCUCUCCUAUUGUUGAGUUAUACGAGAAAGAGAAUGAAAAGCUUGUGGACCAAGGUACUUUGACGAAGAAAGAAAUUGAAGAAGUUCAAAGUGAAAGUUUGCAGACUGAGAUUGAAGCAUUAAGACUUGAACUCAAGCGUCUCAAUUCUAAUGAAGAAUACAGAGAAAGAGCAUUUACAAAUCUAAGAGAAGCCAUCAAGAAAAAAGAUGGGCAGCUUAAGGAUUUAAAAGAUGAACUUGACUAUGCGCGGAUGGAAAAGAACUAUUACUUGUACCAAAUCGAACUGCUAGAGAAUGAGCUGAAAGACAGCGAAGAAAGCAAAGAAAACCUUCGAUUUCAAUAUGACGAACUGAGGGUGAUCUUUGAUGAGUUAAAAGAAAAAAAGGACUGUGAAGACAACUUCGCGGAGAUGGAAAAGAACUACUACUUGUACCAAAUCAAACUGUUAGAAAAUAAGCUGAAAGACAGCGAAGAAAGCAAAGAAAAUCUUCGAUUUGAAUGUGACGAACUGAGGGUGAUUGUUGACGAGUUAAAAGAAAAAAAGGAUGGUGAAGACAACUUCGCGGAGAUGGAAAAGAGCUAUUACUUGUAUCAAAUCGAACUUUUGGAGGUUAAGUUGAAAGAAAGCGAAGAAAGCAACAAAGUUCUUAAAUUCGAAUGCGAUGAAGCAAGGAAGAUGGUAAAGGAUUUAAAGGAAAUGAGUCGUCGUAUAAACGGUGAAAACACUGAUUAUGGGUAUUUACGUAAAGAAGUUGAACUGCUGAAAGGUUCCCUGGAAUUGGGUAAAAAUCGAGAGGAAGGGUUAAAGAGUCAGUUGAAAUGCCUGGAGGAUAAACUUGAGAAGUUCAGAAACAAGAACAAACAGAUUGAAGUUAUCUACGAAACACCAAACGUCACCAUUUAUAAAGAAAAAGGCAAGAUGGCUUUAGAAUUGUCAAAAACAUCGGAUGAAGAAAAAGUUGAAUUCAAAGAGCUGCUAAAACAAAUAGAAGAACUCACUGAACAAAACAAGUAUUUCCAGGAAACGUUGAUAACUAAGACACAGGCAGUGGAUGAAGAGGAAAAUCCCGAGACGAUUUUGGACGCGAAACAGAAGAAGUACAAAUCUGGAAUUGAGUCGCUUAAAAAGCGCAUUCGACAAAACAAGCGCGAGAUUGAAGGUGUAGGGAUGUUUGCCUGGCAAAGGGGUUGCGAUACUAGAGAUUCAGCAUUGUGGAUGAGCCUCCUGAAGGAAGAAAGAAAAGAACUGGCUUAUGUAAGAAACUCUUUGAAACUGCAAACCCAAACAAGCCGUGAUCAGGAGAGAGAAUUAGAGAACAGCAAACAACGCCUUCAGCAGAAAGAGACUGAACUGGCCGAAGCGCAGGAAGGUUUGAGACACGUGAGUGAGACUGCUGGAGCUCUGCAAAAUGUUGUUGAACAAAUCGUAGAUUUCUUGUGGAAGCUUGACGCUGCUAUUAAAAGCCUUUGCAGAAGAUACACUCAAAGCACUCGAAGCCCGAUGAUGAAAAAAGAAACCGCAUUGAGAGAAACAGAAGCUGUCCUAACUGACUCCUCGCCAACAGAUGAGUCUUCUCGCCCGUUAACGGUAAGCCUUGAUAUAAAACCCUACCUACGCAGAAUCGUAUCCAAUCGCAGUCGCUAUUUAUUUGUUUUUGAGGUCAGAGAAGACUGGUGUUAGAUUGAGGAACGCGGGGUGUCAUGGAAGGGUUAAAGGAAAUUUCUCCUCGUCCUUUCCAAUGAGUACCGCACGCAACAGUAUCAUCUAAUCUUCUCUCUUUCCACAGAAGUAUAAACAGCGACAGGGUACAUAGCCUGCGUAACAAGCGUUUCUGUUGAAAGAACGAGGAACAGGAUUUUCGUUUUUGGCUACGCAUGAAAUAGAACGAGAGCCAAUCUCCACCCCUCCCCGCUCUUUAACUCGCGCCAUUUUUUGCGCGGUCUUUGACUCUGGUUAGUCGUUUUUUGCUCCGAAACCCCUCGGAAAUGCUUGCUAUGCAGGCCACUGAGUACAAGUCUACUACUUAGAUGUUGGAGCCCUGAUCCUAUGUAGGAAAAAACGCCGGAAAAUUUAACAUGCCUGCAGCUUGGACCGUCACCAAGAUCUCAAGGUUCUGGGUAUAUGCAAUAUGUAAGCGGGGAAUCAUGCUCAUAGAAGCCGGGACAAAUCCUCUCCCCACCCCGCCUGCCCUUAGAGACUGUUUUAUAACCUUGAUGAGAGAAAUAGUCAAUAAUAGAUUCCCUACCGUUUCUUUAUGAAAAAUUAGACCCUGUUUUGAAUAAGAUUCCCUUUAAUUGCAUACCCUGUUAUGAGCCAAGUCAAGAAACUAUGAAUUGCCGAGUCGCAUUGUCGUAAGGCCUAAAUAAAGAAGUUGCCAGGGCUCAACUAUAGUACUUACUGAUACACAUUGAAAAUACCAGCUUCUGAUACGGAGGGUGUAUUUUACCAUUUUAGGUAUUAUAAACGACGGUGAUGAUGAUAAUAAAGCUACCGUAACACCGUUUGAGACCAGUCUCAAAGAGUCAGUUUGAGGAUGAGAUAAACAAAUUGGCUUAACUAAAACACUGUAAUUUGAGAACUAUAUACCUUAUUAUAGGAAAUUAACGCUCCAUGAAAUUAAGGUAUUGGAAAUUAACGCGACUUAAAUUAACGCGAAUUUAAUGGAAAACGACUUUCGAAUAAAGAAAAUUAACGCGAAAGAGGAGGUAGAAUUUCAUAAUGAAGAAAAUUAACGCGAUUAAGACCCAGUUGGUGGUGACAACUGGAACAAAUUUAUUUCAACACUGGAUGCAAAAAAUUCAAAACUGAACAAAACUGAGCUGACAUCACUUCUGACAGCGACAACGAUGAAGAUGAACUCGAAAUAUUGUAAACCUUCGCCUUAGCUUUUGUGACAGAUGAGAAAUAAAGGGUUAAUUGAAAGAAAAAAAGAGUGUAGUUAAUGUUUUUUAGGUGUCAAGAAUGUCUGGACAGGUUCCAAAAUUGGGGUUAAAAUACUGGAAAUUAAGAGCGCGGAAAUUAACGUUCAACAAAAUUAACGCGACUUAAAUUAACGCGAAUUUUAACUAUUCGCGUUAAUUUCAUGGAGCGUUAAUUUCCUUUUAUAAGGUAUACUGACUGACAUAUCCUUUCUGUUGUUUCUCCAGUGGGCGGCGUUGGACGCACAAGCGAGAGAUCCCAGGCAUGAAACCAGCACAUUGAGGUAAGAAAAUGUCAGUGAUCUCGCUGUUAGCAGUAAUGCUAAAGGGUAGGAAGUCACACUUAAGUCAUCUACUCCACUAUGGGCUCCCGCGGGGUCCCAUGUGCUCCUGACCCCACUUUGUUCCUUCUUUACAGUUGUAGAUUGGGGAUAAUUGUUUCAAAAUGUAACAUAUAUUCUCUCUUCUGAGAUAUUUCCAUUAAAAAUUUCAGACCGUUUUCUUUGAAUUGUACUUGGUUUUCAUUGAUUUACUUUUUGGUUAAAAUAGUUGAUUCUCAGCUCCUUGACGUCCGUACACAUUGUCUGUAUUUAAGUUGCUUGGGACCAGGUUACUCGGUGGGUAAAAAGAUGAAUUACGAGGUGAUGGUCGCAAAAAAGCGAGCCGUGCUUUUAGGAGAAUGAGGAGGGGCCUUUUCAGUCCCCUACCCUCCCCUCUCCUCUCCUCACUUUGCCUUUUUCUUUUUGGUCACCCUGUUGUUCCGCGGCCCUUCGUCACUGAGUAGCGUGGUGCGUAUAUCAUACAGCCUCGUAGAGUUAACGCGUGGAGGUGUUUGUAACAAGAAGUUAACUGUAUGUUAUUUUUCAAUGCCUCGUUUCGUAAAAGCGUUUAUGUAACUGAACACUCUUAUUGUUUCCAGGUAUUCCGAGAACCCUUCACCAAACCAGCCCUCGAUUGUUUCCUCUGAAAGAGAUAUGACUGUGAUGGACUGGAUCCCACCCAGAACAGAUGACUCUGAAAACUAUUUCCUUUCUCUGUUAUCUUUUAAGUAAAAAUUUGCCAUAUUUUAUCUGAAGGAAAUGUUUAUAACUUUAGCAAAUUAAACUAUAAAACUUUCUGACCCUAAAUCCAAAAUCUGUUGUCAUUUGUUAGCUGUUUCGUUCUUUUUUGAAAUCACUACUCACUUAGAAAGAAAAAUCGUUUUUUUUUCAUUAAAAAUAUCUUGUUGAUAUAAAAUCAGUUUCAAUCUUUCAGUUUUACUGAAGCCCGUACAAUUUUCAGACCAACCUUUUUAUCUAAAUUUUCAAACUCCAAAACAAUAGGUAUUUUAGCUACAGAUAUUUUAAAAAAAUUGAAUUUCAGAAUAGAAAAAAUUGAGGUUAAUAUACGUGUUAAUGUUAAUGUAAUAAUUAUAAAAAAUUGUGGAAAUAUUUUUCUCAAAGUUCGACUGAGUAAUAAAUGUGUAAGUAUUAUUUAAGAGUAAUUAAGUUCAAAUAAAAUUGAGAAAAUGUAUAUAAGCUAUUGUUUGUGUUACUACGUUUAGAAAUAGUCUAAUCAUAGUAGUAAAAUGACGCCACCGUGCAAAUGACCCCUGUUAUUUGCCUCUCUUAGGAGCUCCGGCAACCUCAUCCCCAGGGCUUUUCCCUCAAAACCAUUUUUUUAUGGAAAAGCCCUGGGACGAGGUUGGAGCCCCGGUUAUAG